AUGAAUGCUGACUACGUUUGGAAAUUAUCCAAAUUCGGUCGUCUUACAUCAACUCGAUUAAGAUCGGAUGAUGAUUUUGCUGAUCGAUUGAAUUAUCAGUUCACUGGACUAUUAUUAUUUGUAUUCAUUGGAAUUAUAGGUAUACGACAAUAUGUUGGCAAGCCGAUACAAUGUUGGACACCGCAAGAGUUUACCAGAGCAUGGGAAGAGUACGCAGAAAAUUAUUGUUGGGUAGCCAGUACUUAUUUUAUACAUUUAACCAGAUAUCCAACAUCAAAUGUAUUAAUAUCGCAAUCCAAUUUUAUAUCAAAUGGUUAUAUAGAUGCAAAUGGACAACGUAUAUUACAGCCGUAUUCAAUAUUCCCAAAAAUUCCAAAACCAAAACCUGGCGAACUACCAAGUGACGGUCGAUUAAUCAGUUAUUAUCAAUGGGCUCCUAUUCUGUUAGCCGUUCAAUCAUUUUUAUUCUACUUACCAUGUCUUGUUUGGCGAUUAUUUGCUGGUCAAUCUGGAUUUCAAGUGAAAAGAAUAAUGCAGUUUGCUUCAGAGGCAGCCCAAGCAGCUCCGACUGAAGGUGAUGCUUCAUGUCAACCACAAAGUCAGUUAAGUCAAGUCGAUCAGACCAACCAAAACAGAAAACGGACCUCCGUCGUUGCCUUAAAUACUGCAAACUUUCCGAGUUCUGCUCCAAAUUCUAGCUUUUCUGCAACUAAAUCAGUAAAAACCCUAGCUCGCUAUUUAGAUAUGUGCUUUAUGCGGCAGCGAGAACUACGUCGAGCUGUUUUACUUAGUUCAAAUCAAAAGCUCAAGAGAAGUAGCUUUCAACCGCAACCUUCUCAGCGUCAAAGUGGAUUCUACCUUCCAGAAACGGAAAGUGGUGUUACUGGACAUGGCCAAAGAUGUGCAAAUCGCAUUCCCAGCAGUGCUUCAAGUAGAACUAGAUUAGGGUUAGCUUCGGAGCUGACAGAUUAUGAACAGAAUUCAGCAGUUCAAAGCUCAGUGACACAUCGAAAGACAAGAUGCUUUUCUUUUUCUUCUUGUCUUUGCAAACCCUUUGUAAAGCGGAAAUCAGUGUCCAGUUAUCAACAAUACAGCAAUAAACAGUUUAAGUUAACACCUCAAAUAAGUCCAUCAGGUAAUGUAGAAACAGGUUCAAUGCCAAACAGUUACUAUUCUGCCCAUAAAACGCUUGGUGAUCGUACACAAACUAUGAAUGAGUUAUUUAUAGAAGAACCUUUGCAAAAUUCAAGUACUUGUUGUUCAUGUUGGCAGACACAUACACCAAAAAAUCCAUCUAGAAACUAUAUUACUCAUGUAUCACCGUGUAGGUAUCAAGGGAAUUUUCUUGUUCGCUUAUAUAUGCUAGUGAAACUAAUUUAUUUAUCCAAUGUAAUUGGACAAAUUUUUCUGCUGGAGUAUUAUACUGGUGUGGAAUAUAAUUUUUAUGGAAUUAGAGUAUUGUAUGAUCUCGCCAGAGGAAGACAAUGGGAAGAAUCUGGUCAUUUUCCUAGAGUAACAUUCUGUGAUUUUGAAGCAAAGAAGCUUGCACAAAGUCAUUACUAUACUUUGCAGUGUGUACUCCCAAUCAAUAUGUUCUUGGAGAAGAUAUACAUAUUUUUAUGGCUAUGGUUUUUCUUAGUCGGUGUUGUCACAUUCAGCAGUAUUAUUAUAUGGAUUAGACGGAUAGGUACAAGAAAUAUGAGACUUACUUGGAUUCGGCAACAGUUAAUAACCAUACGUCAAUAUAAUAAAUUUGAAAAAGGUUUUGAACAGUUUGUUGAUAAUCAUAUGGGUCCAGAUGGAGUAUUUUUACUUCGACUUAUUGCACAAAAUUACGGAGAUUUAGUAGCAGGUGAUACAAUUGGUGAAUUGUGGAUGGCUUAUUGGCAAAGACGACUAGCCAGUUCGUCGGAACGUAGACUAACUGAAAGCAUCUCAAGAAAACCACCAUCACCAGCUCCUACAUUCAAUAGGCUUGAUCAACCUCUUCCAUCAGAUAUAUACACUAAAAACCCAUCAACAAGAAACCAACGUAAUGAAACAUAUCAAAUGCCUAUGAAUUUAGUAAAGGGACAGGUAGAAAAUAAAACUGCUAAGCAUGGUAAGAAAGAUAAAUCACGGCGUAUGGCCACUGCAUCAGGUUUUCCAGCGGCUCUACUUGCCACGGAGAUGGUGCAUCCAGUAGAUCGUUUUGGUGUACCUUUAAUAGCAGCUACUCGUAAACCACCAUCUUUGCCUUCUAGAUCAUCAUCAAGGUAUAGUCAAAGAAGUCGAUCAAGAGAAAGAUCAGAAUCACCUCCACCAAUACCACAAAGAUCUCCUGGUUGCGAAAAUUAUAGUUUUAGCGAUAAACAGUCAAUAAAAGACUUUGAACAUCAAAGUGAACACUCAUCUGUAAUUUAUCCAAUCUCUCCUACUGGACCCGAUGAAGAAGAGAUUGUUGACCAGCCGGCCGAAGCUAUUGUAGAAAACGAUCAAACAGUUGAUAUUCAAGGAUCAUUUGAAUAUGAAGAUCCACAAGGCAAUAUAUACACCGAAAAUAAUCAAAAUCAAUACUCUGAAUAUGUUCAGAAUGAUGAUAAUAUUGUAUGAUUUGUAAAUUUUUGGAUAAUAU
Schistosoma turkestanicum is the source of this 2614-nucleotide messenger RNA. The record is from the annotation of a GenBank genome assembly. NCBI's taxonomy places the organism in Eukaryota, Metazoa, Platyhelminthes, Trematoda, Strigeidida, Schistosomatidae.